This is a messenger RNA of Acipenser ruthenus (sterlet), 1536 nucleotides long. RefSeq lists its product as uncharacterized. The transcript has 5 exons. The record is from RefSeq and is a predicted model, not a curated record. The coding region runs from base 10 to 969 and encodes 319 amino acids. NCBI's taxonomy places the organism in Eukaryota, Metazoa, Chordata, Actinopteri, Acipenseriformes, Acipenseridae.
UGUCUCUCUAUGUAUUAUCAUUUUUUUGCAGUUUUUCUUUUUCUCAGUGCAAAUCCCGCUUAUUAUUUCGCUCGGGUCGGACAGCUCGUUACCGUACCCUGUGUCUUCGAAUCUACCGAUCAGGUCCGCUGGUUCCGAGACAACGCGAGCGGGGGACUAACCGAGCCAUUCCCUGGUGAAUGCGGAGAUCCGGGCUCCCAAUGCAGGAUCACCAGCACCGUAGAGAGCAAUAGAGUCACGUUAACAAUCCGGGACACGCAGAGAAACGAUAGCGGGCGAUAUUACUGCGCUGAAGGCAGUGGCGGCUCUCUGAGAUUCUCAAACGCGUCCGUUGUGAUCGUGUCUGGAGAUGAUUCCUCAGUGUCUAUCCUGGCCCCCCUGGCUGUCUCAGGCAGCGCGCUCGAUUCCAAGUCGACCCUGACAUUAGUGUGUCUAAUCCGGGGCCUCUCCUCGCCUUCGGUUCCGGUCCGGUGGUUCAUUUCCGGUAACCUCGUGGCGGAGGGAACGCCGAGCUCCGGGAUGAAAGUGAAGGAGGGCGGAGAGGGACAGGGAGACGGAGAGAGCUACGCCGCUACAAGCCGCCUGACAAUCCAGAUGGAGACGUGGAGAAGCGGGUCCAAGUGCGCAUGCAAAGCGCAGCUGGACAGGAACACUUCUAUCCGCAGCGGGAGUGUUUCAUACGCUGGGAUUCACGGGGAGGGUCUGGUUGCAGAGCGGUGCCUGGUUCAGUACGCUGUGUUUUCCGGGGUCUCCCUCCUCGCUCUGUCCGCGGCUCUCUGCGGCUGCGCGCUGUGGACCCGCCGUCGCUUCAAACCAGCGUCCACUGAAGACUCCACGCAUGUAAUUUACAAAAGGACCCCCGGCAGCGGAGAUACAAAGAGGAGAGGUGAAGAGGACAGUCUGGUCACCUACGCGAGCUUGGAGUUUGAAUCCCAGAAGAAGAACAACACAAAGAAGAGACGCAUAUAAUAAUAAUAAUAAUAAUAAUAAUAAUAAUAAUAAUAAUAAUAAUAAUAAUGAAUCCUUCAGAGAAGUGCGAUUGUUAACCGUUUCACUAAACCACGCCUCUCUGUACUUGCCACUGUGGAUAAGUAUGACGUCAUGGCCAGACCACGCCCCCAACCCCCAUCUUAAUAUCAUUAGUUCAACAGUAGUUUUUUUUUUUCCAUGCUUGUUUGUGAUUUGUAACGGAUGCAAAGUGAAUACGAUUAAUAUCUGUUUAAAAACAGAAUUAACAAAUGCUGCUUCAUAAAGUCGAAUGAAACCUGCUGAAUAAUGUUACGUUAAUUAUUGAAUUACACACCGCUUUGUAGUUUCCAAUAUACUUAACGAAAAACUGACAAAAAUUGAAAGAAAUUGACUCCUACUGCACAGCAGUUUCACCCAUUCCAGGUUUUACUACCAGCUUGAUUAGUCACGAUGUGUAGGUAACAAGCUCAGGUGUGUCUGAUUAGGGACCUGUUUGUCACUGAAUGACCCCGGUCUGCGUUACCGUGGCGAUCAUCGCUCUGCCACACUGAAACGAGAGAGAGAAAG